GAAAGUAAAGACAGGGUGUGAAAUUGCGAAAGCGAUAAUGACGAAAUAUGGUGGCCGGAAGAUUCUCCGGCUAUAGCAUCAGCAGCUGCAGCUUCGACUGGACUCCAGGAAGAUUCGGUGCGAUCUUGUGUAUUGUGAACCUGAUCAAUUAGGGUGGUAUUGUCUACUCGAACAAAGAUAUAAUGAUGUCAUCUUCACCUUCUGAGGGUAGGACACUCCAUCAUAAAUCAAUCCCUGGACUUGAAUCAAAUUUAGCGGUUCACAAGGAGAAGUUGUGUUUUGCUCCCUUUGGGUUGGACAACUCGAAAUGGGAUCCUUCGAUAGAUGUUUAUCUCCCACCAUCAAAUAUCAGGUGUUCAUCUUGAGAGCUUGAAGUCACUUGUUCGGAGUAGAGAAAAGAAUGGUGUCCAGAUGAAUGAAGAUCAGAUGAUAAUCAAGGAACGUGAGAUAACUCAAGAUGAAACUGAGGGAGGGAAUCUGAAGGUUGUGACAGGAAACAAUGAAGCUGUUUCUCAUUUGAUUUAUGCGGGAUCAGACAUUAUGCUUUGUCUAAACUUCUUACAAGAUCAACUUCUCCAAGUCCCUCUCAAGGCUUUGAAGUACGGAACAGCUCCAAUCGAACUAAACCCCCGAACCGGGCAUGUUGGGACACAUGAACAAGAGGCUAUCACUGCUAACUUUAUCAAUUCUAUAUUCGGAGACAUAUCCUUAGGAAUAUUAUAUUAUUUAUACGCUAGAUUGGAUGUGUGUGUGUGUGUUAUGAUGCAGAAGAAGGAUGGGAGGUUGUGGAAGUUAAAGAUAACGAAAGAUACGAAGAAAGACUUGUGCUGUGACGUUCACAUCUCUGCAUAUACUUUUUUUUUUGGGUGUAAAUGUUAAAAAUCUCUGCAUAUACUUCAAUUAAGAACCUGUGAAAGUAGCGAAGAGGAAGAAGAUUUGUUUGGUUCCUCAAAAUCACAUUGAGAGUAUCAGUCUCAUGUCUUUUAUCAUUUGUAUUUUUGUAAUGUAAUUUAUUUCUCAACUUA
Molecule: messenger RNA, 1025 nt
Organism: Brassica oleracea var. oleracea
Lineage: Eukaryota; Viridiplantae; Streptophyta; Magnoliopsida; Brassicales; Brassicaceae
Exons: 8
Coding region: 325-879 (184 amino acids)
Source: RefSeq, a predicted model, not a curated record